UCACUCGAUCUUUGUAAUGCAAAUCGUAAAAAUGAUAAAAUUGUGAAAAGCAAAUAUUUAUUUGCCAAAAAAGUGUAAGUAAUUUAUUAUAUUCAAUUAAGAAUCAGUGUUAUUUAAUCAUGAAUGCUCUAAGAGAAGAGAUUAAAAGAAAACGCAAGGAACUUGAAGAAAAGAAACUUCUGUCUGGUAAUAAGAAGUAUUUCAAGAGAGCAGAUUUGCUGUCCAACGAUGCCGAAAAAUCAAAUACGGAUGGUGCUAAUAGCGCUAAAGCUGAAGUCAAACCCGAAGAGCUAGAAAAAGCCGCAGUUGAAGAUGCAUCCGAGCACCUUACACUACCAAGAAAUGAGGUUAUACGUCGUCUUCGAGAACGUGGGGAACCGAUUUUCCUUUUUGCUGAAUCAGAAGUCGACGCUUUCAAGAGGCUAAGAAAGUGCGAAAUUCUCGAACCCGAAGUUAACAAAGGUUUCAGAAACGAUUUCCAAGAAGCUAUGGAACAAGUCGACCUGGCCUACGUUAACGAAAUUUUGGCACCUAUGAAGCCUCUCAGUAACGGUACCAAAGUAGAUGUAAAAGUUCCUGAGGAAGGUGUCACUUAUGAUGAUCUUCAACAAAAAUCCACUAAAUUAAACACCGGAGAUCGAGAAUAUGAUAUGAAUGUUAUUACACAGUUUCUUCAGUUUUUGGUCCAGAUGUGGGGUAAUCAACUGAACAACAGAAGUGCCUCUGAAAAAAUGGCAACGAGAGGGAAAAUGGCAAGUGCAACGUAUGCUCAGACAAGGGAGUACAUCAAACCACUUCUCCGAAAGCUGCAGAAUAAAUCCCUACCAGAGGACAUCACCGACAGUUUGACAGAAAUAGUCAAACAUCUUUUGGAGCGGAAUUAUAUUUUGGCAAGUGAUGCUUAUCUUCAGAUGGCGAUUGGAAAUUCACCUUGGCCAAUUGGUGUAACCAUGGUUGGUAUCCACGCUCGUACGGGAAGAGAAAAGAUUUUUUCAAAAAAUGUGGCGCAUGUUAUGAACGAUGAGACGCAAAGAAAAUAUAUCCAGGCGUUGAAAAGAUUAAUGACGAAAUGUCAGGAAUACUAUCCGACGGAUCCUUCACGUUGUGUGGAGUACUCAAAACCAUAGUAAGGGACUAUUAAAUAAACUAGCUGAUAUUUUUUUGUAUUUGAUUCUAAGCAAAAGAAAUCUGAGAAUUAAUUUCGUAUUAACUCUAUCUUUCACUAGGACUUAUAUUUAGAUGUAAAUAUAUAUUUGAUAAUCUAUUAAUGUUGCUUGACAGUAUCAGCAUUUUAUUGUAGAUAUAUAUAUAUACAAAUUAAAGUAUAAUUUUAUUUCAACUCUUUCUUUGAAGCUAAAUUCAAUUCAGGGAGGACUAAUGUGAUUUUGCAGUUUGUGUUUUCAAAAUAUUUAUGUGAUAAAAGCAUGUAAAUGAAUAGAAGAUUUCAUUUGUAAGAUAAUAUAAUGUAUUUGUACACAAAAAUAAAUUUUGAAUUAACUUACAAUUUA
Molecule: messenger RNA, 1508 nt
Organism: Belonocnema kinseyi
Lineage: Eukaryota; Metazoa; Arthropoda; Insecta; Hymenoptera; Cynipidae
Gene: Prp18
Product: pre-mRNA-splicing factor 18
Exons: 1
Coding region: 120-1127 (335 amino acids)
Biological process (GO): generation of catalytic spliceosome for second transesterification step; RNA splicing
Cellular component (GO): U4/U6 x U5 tri-snRNP complex; U2-type post-spliceosomal complex; U5 snRNP
Source: RefSeq, a predicted model, not a curated record